UGUGGAGUGCAAAACCAAGGAGAAAAAGGAUUGUUAUUUUGGACACCUCACCGUCGUCGCGGACGGCUACGCUUCCAAGUUCCGGAAACAAUACCACUCUAAUACUCCGACGGUCAAGUCCCGAUUCUGGGCUCUCGAACUAAUUGACACGAAACUCCCUGCACCUAACCACGGACACGUCCUCUUGAGUGCAAAUCCCCCCAUCCUCCUAUACCAGAUUGGCACCCACGAGACCCGUAUCUUGGUCGACAUCCCAGAGAACCUUCCAUCCGCGUCGGUCAAGAAUGGUGGUGUCAAGAAUCACCUGUGGAACGUGACCCUACCAUCUCUUCCCGAGUCUGUCCAACCAGCCUUCCGCGCCGCACUAGAGAAGGGCCCGUUGAGGUCUAUGCCGAACUCAUUCCUUCCUGCCGCACAGAAUAAGACCCCGGGCUGGUGAUACUGGGCGAUGCGCUGAACAUGCGGCAUCCGUUGACUGGUGGCGGCAUGACUGUGGCUUUCAACGAUGUCCUUGUGUUCCGGGAUCUGCUGAGUCCCGAAAAGGUUCCCGAUUUUGCAGACACCGACAGGGUGUUGAAGCAGCUAAAGUCCUUCCACUGGAAGCGGAAGAACGGAUCCUCGGUCAUUAACAUCCUGGCCAUGGCGUUGUACGCCCUGUUCUCUGCCAAUGAUGAAAACCUUCGCGUCCUCCAGCGAGGUUGUUUCCACUACUUCGAUAUGGGCAUGUACUCCGAGCCAAUGGGUCUCUUGGGCGGCCUUAUCAAAAAGCCCUUUGUACUAUUCUACCAUUUCUUCACUGUCGCAUUCCUCUCCCUCUGGGUGCUUCUUCGUGAGGCUCCUCUGUACCAACUUCCCUGGUCACUAAUCAGAUGCGUGAUGGUAUUCUGGACGGCCUGUGUUGUUAUAUUCCCCUACAUGCUCAUUGAAGCAUUCUGUUAGUAUAAUUAGACCUUUGUAUGCUUUUUCCCCCCUUCUCUUUUGUUUUCGGAGCGAAACGAU
Molecule: messenger RNA, 999 nt
Organism: Aspergillus nomiae NRRL 13137
Lineage: Eukaryota; Fungi; Ascomycota; Eurotiomycetes; Eurotiales; Aspergillaceae
Gene: erg1
Product: squalene monooxygenase erg1
Exons: 2
Biological process (GO): ergosterol biosynthetic process
Cellular component (GO): endoplasmic reticulum; membrane
Molecular function (GO): squalene monooxygenase activity; flavin adenine dinucleotide binding
Source: RefSeq, a predicted model, not a curated record